UGCGCGCGCCGUGUCUGCUGCAGCAAGCUACUACCAGGGAAAAAAAGGACUGGAAAAAGUUUACGGAUUGUAUUUUUACUUAAUUCGUGUAAAACCGAACGUUUAUUAUUACGGAAUAUACUUUUUUUGUAAAACUUGAGAGUUUAUUUUUCUGUUUCGACGUGAAUUAAAAGGACGCGUUGGUAGAUAUGGACAGUAGGGAGUCCCCUGCAGGGGAAGUUGCGCCGGUGGUACGAUUCGUCUAGUCAAAAGGAAUUGGAAACUCGGAGCUUCGGAGAUUUUGUGGAUAUUUCAUGAAGCGCUUUCCGAUCCGCUUUAACUUUGGGAGAACUGGGAUUUACAAGGAACCGGGACCAGCUGAGGCUUUUGGUUAUUUUAUUUCUGCCCCGUUUAAAGUAACUCACAGUUUUAAAACAGUACGGAAAACAUGGAGACUGUAACGCGACAAAGCUUUCAGCCUCACCCUGGACUGCAACAAACUCUGAAGCAAUUUCAUCUAAGUUCCAUGAGCUCCCUGGGAGGACCAGCUGCUUUUUCUGCACGGUGGCAACAUGAAUUGCUGUUCAAGAAAGAUGGAAAAGAUCCAGAGCCCGUGCUACACCUCCCGAUGCAGCCGCCGCCAGUGAUGCCGGGGCCGCUGUUCAUCCCGUCCGACCGCUCCACCGAGAGGUGCGAGACGGUCCUGGAAAACGAGACAAUCUCUUGCUUUGUGGUCGGCGGCGAGAAGCGACUCUGCCUGCCACAGAUUCUCAAUACGGUGCUACGGGAUUUUUCUCUCCAACAGAUCAACUCGGUGUGCGACGAACUGCAUAUCUACUGCUCCAGGUGCACCGCGGAUCAACUGGAGAUUUUAAAAGUCAUGGGAAUUCUGCCCUUCUCCGCGCCAUCCUGCGGACUCAUCACUAAAACGGAUGCGGAGCGCCUGUGCAAUGCCCUGAUUUACGGAGGAACAUACCCACCGCACUGCAAGAAGGAGUUUUACGGCUCCUCCAUAGAGCUAGAGUUGACCGAGAAAAGCUUCAAGAUCUAUCACGAGUGCUUCGGGAAGUGCAAGGGCCUCUUCGUCCCAGAGCUGUACACCAGCCCGAACGCAGCUUGUAUCCAGUGCAUGGACUGCAGGCUGAUGUACCCGACCCAUAAGUUCGUUGUUCACAGCCACAAAUCGUUGGAAAACAGGACUUGCCACUGGGGUUUUGACUCCGCCAACUGGAGAGCGUACGUGCUUCUCAGCCAGGAUUACACCGGGAAAGAGGAGAAGGCGCGCCUGGAGACGCUCUUAGAUGAACUCAAAGAAAAAUUCGACUUCGCGAACAAGUACAAGAGGAAAGCAUCAAGGGUGACCGGAGCUCCACCAGCUGCCAAGAAGUCCAAACAUGAAGACUUCCCGGAACAGUCGCCAUCAGGAGAUAAGGAGAAACAGCCUGAGUGGUUACGGUCUCUCUCUGCUUCGGCCAAUAAGGGGCUCAGCUGCAUUCAGCCUAGACAGAGACCUUCAGCUUUCAGGCCUUGGUCCCCAAACAUCUCCAGUGACAAGGAGGUGCCAAACAGGCCUACAGCCAUGUUACGCGACAGCUUUUACAGCUAUAAGAGUCUAGAGAGUUCCGUGGCUCCCAACGUAGCCCUGACACCCCCACAGAAAGUGGGCCAAGUGUCACCAUCCACCGCCAGUAUCUCUCACACAGGCGGAGGAGACAGUCAUGGAGACGGAGCUGGUGGCUUGAGGGGGAGGAAGAGGAGGCUGACUGGGGACACCCACACCACACCCCAACCACCAUCCACCCCUGCCUCCACCAGCAAACCCCCACAGGAGGACAAAGAUUCUGAGGUGGAGGUGGAGGUGGAAAGCCGUGAAGAAUUCACUUCCUCCAUAUCCUCCCUGUCAUCUCCUUCCUUCACCUCCUCGAGCUCUGCCAAGGACCUGAGCUCCCCAAGCAGCCAGGGCCUGCCAGUUGCUAUGGUAACGGGGACCCCCGAGGGCACGGUUCUGUCCGGGCUGGAGGCGCACGGAUCAGGCCUGGAAUCAGAACUGGAGAGCCUCAGGCAGGCACUGGACAGCGGACUGGACUCCAAAGAGUCAAAGGAGAAAUUCCUUCAUGAAAUAGUGAAAAUGAGAGUCAAACAGGAGGAAAAACUCGGAUCUGCCCUGCAGGCAAAGCGCAGCCUCCAGCAGGAGCUGGAGUUUCUGCGAGUGGCUAAGAAGGAGAAACUGCGGGAGGCCACGGAGGCCAAGCGCAACCUGAGGAAAGAGAUUGAACGUCUGCGAGCGGAGAGCGAGAAGAAGAUUAAAGAGGCGAAUGAGUCACGGAUACGGCUAAAGAGAGAACUGGAGCAGGCUCGGCAGCUACGCGUGUGUGACAAGGGCUGCGAAGCAGGACGCCUGCGUGCCAAGUACUCGGCACAGAUCGAGGACCUCCAGAUGAAGCUGCAGCACGCUGAGGCUGACCGCGAGCAGCUGAGAGCUGACCUUCUACAGGAGCGGGAGGCCAGGGAGCACCUGGAGAGAGUGGUCAAAGAACUACAGGAGCAGCUGUGGCCCAAGAACCAGAACAACGACAGCACACCAGCCACUGCAAAAGACUCCAACAAAUAAACACCCACCCCUGCCCCGCUCCCCCUCCCAAAAACCCUCCUCCAACCGUACCUAUCAAUAGCCCCCACAAGUCACCCAAGUCAGAAAGGACGAAGACAGUUUGCCAGCCCGGGCCAAGUGUAACCUUGGAAAUGGAAAAAAACGAGCCAAUCAAAGACACUCUCGGCAUUCACCAAGGGAAAAAAAUAAUAAUAAUAAACGAAAUGUUAAAAGCACUGAAAUUGCACCUCGCUUGCAAGAAAAUGAUAGAUUGCAAUUGGGAAAGAAAGAAACACACACUCACACACACACACACACACACACACACACACACACACACAAAUAGCACAAGAAGCGUAUUGUGCCUGUAUUUUCUCUGACAAAAAAAGAUUGAGAGGAAAAAAAAAACUCUUUAGAUACAGACUUUUCUAUAACGAUGAAAUAUAGAAAUUGGUUCAUACAGGACAAUGUGAGAAAAUUAUACAAUAAGGUUUGGAAGAAAUCUUUCAGAGCAUGCAGUUAAUCCUGCCUCGGUGUAGGACACAAGAGAAGAGACUCAUCGCGACACCCUUCAGUGUUUCUACUCUCCCUCGUGAAGACAUUUUUUGCUAGAUUCACUUUUUAAUAAGCUAUUUAAGAGACUGCAUAGUGAAAUAUGUAUGUGAGAAAAAAGAAAAAGAAAAAAUAUGGGGUUUUUUUUGUUCUUUAAGAGCCUCAAAUAUUUUCUUUUUAUACCUUCAAAGAAUGCAAGAGUUAUUCUUACCCAUGUCUACAUGAUUGCUAGUUAGAUGAAGCCAUUUUUAACUAUUUGCAAGAAAACAAAAGUUAGCCCAAAAUGUAUUACAAUGAGAGAAAUACAUCAUUAUGACAUUUAAGCAGGAAUGGAUAACUUAGUUUGUCUAGCUGCUUCUUUCUUUCAAAUGGGGCACGAUGUCCGUAUUUAAAAAAAAAGAGUGUUAUUUUCUAGAGGCUUUUUAGAAUGAGCACUUCCUUUAGAUACGGAUAAAUUAAAAAAAAAGCAUCUCUGCACAGAAGCAUCACAUAGACACACAAAAACACACCUACACAUAUGCUCGCUGUUAUGUGUUUGUGCGUGUGUGUGUGUGUGUGUGUGUGUGUGUCUAUGAGUGUGUGCACGGGUCAAAACCCUUCAGUGCUUCUUUUGAAGAGGCAUUUAACGAUCGUCUUUUUUUUUUUCUGUGUACAAGCGAAAGCUUAGACUUUUUGUACACAGCACCCCAUACAGAUUAUCUGGUGCUGCAGCUAAAGGUUGCUAGACUGUGCUUCUUUUUUUCAUCAGAAUAACUGAAAGUUGGCAUGAUCUGGGAUUGUGGUGGCCAUCUAAAAAGGAAAAAAAAGAAGAAGAGAAAAAAGAACUUAUUUAGGGGCUGGAGGUGUCAACGUUAUCGAGAACCACAAAUUGUUCCUUUUAAGUAAAUUAUGAUAUGUAAAUAUAAUUUUUUUUUUACUUUACAGUAAUGAAUCGCACUUUGUCAUAACGAAAUACUGUUAAGAAUUUAUUCCCACCUUUGUCUUCAUCUUUACUUUUGAGAGUUGGUAUUCAUGACUAUAAAAAUGAAAUACACAUUUUGUUAAUUAUAUGCAACACAAGUAAAUGCAAUGUAAUCAUGUGUUAAAGGCAAAAUAUUGUAAAUAAACAAACAAGAAAAAAAAGGGUCUACAUGCUUGCUUGCUGAGAUAGGAACAGCACAUCUUUGAAGCUGUUCCUUCAAUUCAGUUUCACUUUUAUGAUUAUGGUUAUAACCGCAAUUAACAUUCAAAAUUUAAAAAAAAAAUCAAAUUCUUAUAUAAUUAUUCACAUAAUUCCUAUAUCAGUAUACACAGGCAAUGAAAAAAAAGACCACAGAAUGGUGUGGGUGUUAAACUUCAAGAAAAAUGGUGUAUAUUAGUUUGACCAAGCAGGACAGUGGAUUGUGUAACAAUACAAGCAGGAGAAGUAGAAGAGGUUGAAUUAAAGCUGUCCUCGGACACAUGCUUGACAGGUUGAAUUGAAAUAGAUUUGUCGAAUAUACAUAUGUUUUAUAAAUGAUUUGAAUACAUUGGGUACAAUGCAAUCAGAAUGUACAUUAUGUUUAUGCUCUUUUGUUUCCUUUGGCUGUUGUUAUUGUUGUUGUUAUUGACGUUUUCACCGUGGGGAUAUUUUAUUGCUUGUAUUAUGUUCUUUUUUUUUCAAUAGCAAAAACUCAUAUAUUUUCUUUCAUAUGCAUGAAAUUUGAAAACAAGAAAUUCUGUCAUGUAAUCAUUAUGGGGCAUUAAUACUGUAUAUGUAAGUUUUUUUGUUGU
Messenger RNA from Chanos chanos (milkfish), 4873 nucleotides. It is a transcript of the gene skia, whose product is annotated as v-ski avian sarcoma viral oncogene homolog a. Gene Ontology annotation, cellular component: cytoplasm; transcription regulator complex; nucleus. Bases 428 to 2590 code for a protein of 720 amino acids. Gene Ontology annotation, biological process: negative regulation of BMP signaling pathway; negative regulation of transcription by RNA polymerase II; negative regulation of transforming growth factor beta receptor signaling pathway. The record is from RefSeq and is a predicted model, not a curated record. The transcript has 8 exons. NCBI's taxonomy places the organism in Eukaryota, Metazoa, Chordata, Actinopteri, Gonorynchiformes, Chanidae. Gene Ontology annotation, molecular function: DNA-binding transcription factor activity, RNA polymerase II-specific; RNA polymerase II cis-regulatory region sequence-specific DNA binding; SMAD binding.